Trichobilharzia szidati is the source of this 2666-nucleotide messenger RNA. The record is from the annotation of a GenBank genome assembly. NCBI's taxonomy places the organism in Eukaryota, Metazoa, Platyhelminthes, Trematoda, Strigeidida, Schistosomatidae.
AUGGUCACAAAUCGUAUCAAAUACAGUAAUGAAUUCAUUAAAUGUUUUAAACCAUAUGAUUUUCAUGCAUCUAAUAAAACUAAGAGAAAACAUCAUGGUGGUUGGCAACGUGCUCUCAAACGGACACCUUUAUAUCGCACAACUAUUCCUGUUAUUGUCAGUUCAAACUGCCGUUCACUUCCCAACAAAAUUAUGCAUCUCCAGUCUCUCUUAUCAUCUGACACUUAUCACAAUACUGCGAUAGUCACAUUACAAGAAACUUGGCUCCAUGAUCUUUAUGACGACAACCUGGUUUCUCUAAAUGGUUUCACAUUGUUUAGACAAGAUCGAAUAUGCUCUAGAAAGAAAAGAGGUGGAGGAGUCGCAACCUUCAUUCAUUCUCAGUGGUCAACUUCAAAUAAUGUAUGUUUUUCUUUCUCUAGUGACUUUAUUGAUUGUAUUACAGUCAAAUGUCGUCCUAAACACUUAUCCAAGUUUAAAUACGUCUUCAUCUCAAACAUUUAUGUUACUCCUGGAUGUUCCGCCUCGGAUAUAUCUCAUUUUGCCGAUGAAUUCACAGCAUUCGCGGUUACACAUCUUGAAAACUCUUUAUCAGUUGUCACUGGAGAUUUCAAUACCUGUGACUGUUCUUUUCUUGAAUCAUUAGGUCAUGUCAACAUUGUCAAAUUUCCAACUCGACUUGAUAAAACUCUGGAUCUAGUAUUUACUAAUGAUGCGGAAAUAUAUGAAGCACGCAGACGUGCUCCUAUAAUGAACUCUGAUCAUUGUAUUAUUCGGAUAUUACCCAAGAUAUAUAGCAGAUAUCACUCUAAUAUCCUCUCGAAUCUCUCCAGGAAAACACAACAAAGAUGUUACUCACAAGAAAACGUGCUCAAACUAAGACUUAUGUUAAAUGACACAAACUGGGAACUUUUCACUGAACACACUCUGGAUGAUACUAUUUCCAAUCUGACUGACUAUCUUAAAUUCUGCCUUGAUGUAUGCUGUCCUAAACAGAUACUUUUCAAAAGAAUAGAUCGUUUCUCUUCUCCUCAUCUCAAAAAGCUUCGGAGAGAAAAAGAGAGACUGUACAAGGCUAAAGAUAAAGCUGGUCUUAGGAGAAUAAACAUGCAAAUCAAAUCCGAAAUCAAGAGGUUAAACAAUAUUUAUAAUCAAAGAAUUUUGUCAUGUAAAACUCCUGGGAACAUGUGGAAGCUUUUCAAAGAAAUUACAGGUUGUGGUAAGCAUAGUUCUUGUUCUCCCUCUAUUGACGUAAAUACUCUUAAUAGAUCUUUUAUCCGCCUUCCCAAUGUACCUUCUAGCUUCAAUGUAACAAAUAACAUGACCAGUGACUUUAAUAGCUUUAAAACUUCUGAUGUUCUUAAAUGUUUAAAAUCUCUUAAACCUUCCCAGAGUCUAGGUCCUGAUGGUAUACCUGCCAUUGUCCUAAAGAAAUGUGCUGAUAUUUUAAGCAACCCACUUACAAACAUUUGUAAUACUUCUUUUUCUAAUAAUGUUGUACCUUCUCUGUGGAAAGAUAUUAAAAUCAUCCCUGUACCUAAGUCAGGCUCUGGUAAUAAUGCUAAGUUCAGACCUAUUGCUAUAACCUCUCCUUUUUUGAAACUAAUGGAGAAACUAUUGUUACUAAAACUUGUUCCCUCCUUAAGCUUCUCAAACGAUCCAAAGCAGUUUGCUUACAAACAGGGUAAAAGUACUUUGGACGCUGCCGCUGUGUUUCAUCACAACAUUGUAUCCUCCUUAGACAAAGGGGCCAAGUUUGUCCGUUGUACGUUCCUUGACUAUACAUCUGCUUUCGACUCUGUACCUAGAGGCCUAUUGUUAAACAAGCUUAGCCUAGCACAAACUGAGCCCUGGGUUAUCAACUGGCUGCACUCUUACUUCUCUAAUAGGAUGCAGUACACGGUAUAUAAUGGUGCAUCUUCCUCUCCAUUGCUUACUGAAGCUGGAGUUCCCCAGGGUGCUGUUCUUUCUCCGUUUCUCUUUUCCUUCUUCUUACAUGAUUUACCUCUCUCAGAUGAAGUCAACUUCGUCAAAUAUGCAGAUGACCUGUCUGUAUCGUUUUCCAUUAAGUCUCAGUCAGACUGUCUCAAAUUAAAUAGCUUCCUGUCGGACAUCAGUGAGUGGUCCAAACUAAAUGGACUCAUGUUGAAUCCCUCAAAAUGCCAGACUGUCGACUUCUCCCUUAGGCAUAAACGGGAUCUACAAACACUAGUAAGUUCUCAUGAAGACUGUUGCAUUGAGGGGACAAAAAUUGAAACUAAGUCUAAUGCAAAAUACCUCGGUCUAGUUAUAUCUUCUGACCUUACUUGGACAUCUCAUAUCCUAAUGAUUUCUAGGAAAGUGUUCUGUCUUACCUACUACAUUAGGAAACUUAGACAAUCCGGAAUCACCCAACCUCUACUUUCACAAUUUGUCAACUCUUGUAUCCUACCUAUUUUACUUUACUGCUCCCCGUUAGUCUUUCCUGGUCUACUGAAAAAGGACUAUUCCAUCCUGAGAAGGAUGUUGACAGUAGUUAGUAGGACUAGUGGUGUUAAUCUCAGCCAGCUCGUGACUACCUUAGUUGAUAGGCAUCUGAAUACAUGUGAAAAAUGGUCUAAAACCAUACUCUCAAACCCCCAACACCCCCUCUAUUCCCAACUCUCGCCUUGUAUCUCAUCAAGUAA